GCGGCUUUUGGCUGAACAUGGUUGGAGUUCUGCUUCUGUUUGUGUGCCUGUCGUCCGGUGCCCUCGGCGGCCGUUAUUUCAGUGAGAAUGAGCCUUGUUACCGGCCAGCGACCAGGAAGAAUCACUUCGGAGUCAAGAUGAGCCCCCGGCCUCACGAGUACCUCAACGUGGAGCUGCUGCCCAAGGCCUGGGACUGGAGGAACGUCAACGGCACCAACUUCGUGAGCACCACCCGCAACCAGCACAUUCCCCAGUACUGCGGCUCCUGCUGGGCCCACGGCAGCACAAGCGCCCUGGCAGAUCGUAUCAACAUCAAGCGGAAAGCGGCGUGGCCCUCUGCGUACCUUUCUGUUCAAAAUGUCAUUGACUGCGGGAACGCUGGCUCCUGCCAUGGCGGUGACCACAGUGCGGUUUGGGAAUAUGCUCAUUCCCAAGGCAUCCCUGAUGAGACUUGCAACAAUUACCAGGCCAAAGACCAGGACUGCAAACCAUUUAACCAGUGUGGGACCUGCACCACCUUUGGAGUCUGCAACAUCGUCCAGAACUACACCGUGUGGAAGGUGGGAGAUUAUGGGCCAGUCAGCGGGCGGGAGAAGAUGAUGGCAGAGAUCUAUGCUGGAGGGCCCAUCAGCUGUGGGAUUAUGGCAACUGAAACACUGGAUGCCUACACUGGGGGCCUGUAUUCAGAAUAUCAAGAAUUACCUUUCAUCAACCACAUUGUGUCUGUGGCUGGCUGGGGAGUGGAUGGGAGCGGCGUAGAGUACUGGAUCGUCCGCAACUCCUGGGGGGAACCUUGGGGUGAGAAGGGCUGGCUUCGCAUUGUGACCAGCUCCUACAAGGGCGGCAGCGGGAGCCAUUACAACCUGGCCAUUGAGGAGGACUGCAUGUAUGGAGACCCCAUCCUGCCGAAGAACUAUCUAUAGAUAAGCCAGCAGCGCCUUUAGCAUCAUCCCAUGACCUUACUGUCCUCUCUCACCUUCCCCCCAACACUCUCCAUGCAUGUCAUCCUGAGAAUACAGCCAGGGCGAAUAGGUUACUGACAGCAAUUUACCAAAAACCUCUUCUAAUGGGAACUGACAGGCUGUUAAAAAGGGAACGAUUACAAAGUAACCAUAUUUUACAGGGUCUUUUUGUUUGUGAAAAUGAAUACUUCAGAUUUUUUUAAUUAGGUCUUUAAACUUAAUUUGUUUUAUGAGGAUUCUUAAGCAGCUCACUAUUUUAAGCCAUAUAUAAAGUAGCAGACACUUUUUCAGGUUCAGAAUAUGUCAGUCUGUGAAAUAUGCAGCAGGAAAAUGUGCUAUGCAAUCAAACAAAUCUGAGUGUGCAAUAUAUGUGUCGCGUCAAUCUCCGCAAGGAUUGAUAUAUGUAAAUGGAGGGAAUCGGACAUGGAUAGUGGCACACUGACAAUUACCACUUGCUUUUCUUGAGCAGUGUUUUUUUUUUUUUU
Scleropages formosus (Asian bonytongue) is the source of this 1447-nucleotide messenger RNA. RefSeq names its product cathepsin Z (gene ctsz). NCBI's taxonomy places the organism in Eukaryota, Metazoa, Chordata, Actinopteri, Osteoglossiformes, Osteoglossidae. Gene Ontology annotation, molecular function: cysteine-type peptidase activity. Gene Ontology annotation, biological process: proteolysis. The record is from RefSeq and is a predicted model, not a curated record. The transcript is spliced from 6 exons. Bases 18 to 923 code for a protein of 301 amino acids.